UCACCUUAAUAACAAUAACAAUAACUUAUCUUCUUCCAUCAUUCACUUUCACCUUAUUGGUUGUUAUCUAGAUUCUCUCUCUCUCUCUCAGUUUCCGCACCUUCUUUCACAUUUCCACGCCUCAUUCUCCGAUCUCAAUCAUCAAUUAUGGCUUCUUCUUCAACAAUCCCAAACACACCCUUAACCUUAAAUUCUCAUACCUACGUUGAUCUUAAACCAGCACUACCAUUGAAGAACUAUUUGAGCUUCUCUUCAUCAAAGCGUCGACCUCCAUGUCUUUUUACUGUCAGAGCUAGUGACGCAGAUUUUGAAGCCGCUGUUGUCGCUGGUAAUGUGCCGGAUGCGCCUCCUGUACCGCCUACACCGGCUGCACCUGCUGGAACGCCAGUGGUCACUUCACUUCCAAUUCAGAGGCGUCCUCGUCGUAAUAGAAGAUCAGCUACACAUCGAUCGGCGUUUCAGGAAACAACUUUAUCACCUGCUAAUUUUGUUUAUCCACUUUUUAUACACGAGGGUGAGGAGGACACCCCUAUUGGUGCUAUGCCCGGAUGCUACAGGCUUGGUUGGAGACAUGGACUUAUUGAAGAGGUUGCAAAAGCACGGGAUGUUGGUGUUAACAGUGUUGUGCUCUUCCCCAAAAUUCCAGAUGCUUUGAAGACCCCCACAGGAGAUGAAGCAUACAAUGAGAAUGGCUUAGUGCCUCGAACUAUACGACUACUUAAGGAUAAAUACCCUGAUCUUGUUAUUUAUACAGAUGUUGCAUUAGACCCAUAUUCUUCAGAUGGGCAUGACGGCAUUGUUAGAGAAGAUGGAGUUAUCAUGAAUGAUGAGACUGUUCAUCAGCUUUGUAAACAAGCUGUAGCCCAGGCUCGUGCUGGAGCAGAUGUGGUCAGCCCCAGCGAUAUGAUGGAUGGUCGUGUUGGAGCGAUGCGAGCAGCUCUCGAUGCUGAAGGCUUUCAGCAUGUUUCUAUAAUGUCAUAUACAGCAAAGUACGCGAGUUCAUUUUAUGGCCCAUUUAGGGAAGCAUUGGACUCAAACCCCCGUUUUGGAGAUAAAAAGACCUAUCAGAUGAACCCGGCAAAUUAUAGAGAGGCUUUGACUGAGAUGAGGGAAGAUGAAACUGAAGGAGCCGACAUCCUCUUGGUGAAGCCUGGUCUUCCCUAUUUGGAUAUCAUCAGGCUACUCAGGGAUAAUUCUCCACUUCCAAUUGCAGCAUACCAGGUUUCUGGUGAGUACUCUAUGAUUAAAGCUGGUGGUGCGCUGAAAAUGAUUGACGAAGAAAAGGUCAUGAUGGAGUCAUUAUUGUGCCUCCGACGGGCCGGUGCUGACAUCAUCCUAACAUAUUUUGCUCUACAAGCUGCCAGAUGUUUGUGUGGAGAGAAGAGGUAAGAAUCUUCAAAUAUGUAGGACAAUUUUCUUCCCAGAAGGCUAAAGAGCUCAAAGCAUUUGCCAGUGUGCAGGGUUCAAAUUAUAUGCUGAGAUUUUUUUUUCCCCCAAAACGUGUUGUAGUUUUUGUCAACCCAUUAUUAUCUUAUAAACGUUGUAAUUUACUCAACUGCAGAAUAAACAGUACUGUAUAAAUGACAGAAUGUACACAACAUCAGAAUAAUUAGAACUGUAAUGCAUUAGUGCUUUAAUAAAGUCAACUUUUUGCAGUAAA
Messenger RNA from Medicago truncatula (barrel medic), 1660 nucleotides. RefSeq names its product delta-aminolevulinic acid dehydratase, chloroplastic. Gene Ontology annotation, biological process: heme biosynthetic process. Bases 148 to 1389 code for a protein of 413 amino acids. The record is from RefSeq and is a predicted model, not a curated record. Gene Ontology annotation, molecular function: porphobilinogen synthase activity; zinc ion binding. Lineage: Eukaryota; Viridiplantae; Streptophyta; Magnoliopsida; Fabales; Fabaceae. The transcript has 12 exons. Gene Ontology annotation, cellular component: cytosol.